Molecule: messenger RNA, 2386 nt
Organism: Homarus americanus (American lobster)
Lineage: Eukaryota; Metazoa; Arthropoda; Malacostraca; Decapoda; Nephropidae
Product: UDP-glycosyltransferase UGT5-like
Exons: 2
Coding region: 121-1731 (536 amino acids)
Molecular function (GO): UDP-glycosyltransferase activity
Source: RefSeq, a predicted model, not a curated record
GCGGCAGACAAUCCCUGAGACGCUUCUUACCUGUCAACUACAAGAAAUUAAUUUGGUAAGCAAGAGAGAGAAGACCCAAGACCUGCCUGAAGAAGGACUACACGAGCUACAGUCUAUAGUAUGAUGACUGGUGAGGCGUUCAUGAUGAAGCUCCUGGUGGUGUGGCUGACGCUGCUGGUGGUCCUGAGUGAAGGGUCGAGGGUGCUGAUGGUGCUGCCUCUUGGUUCACCAUCACACAAGAACUUGGUGACGCCGCUGGCAGAGUCGCUGGGUCGUGUAGGUCACCAGGUAACGAUAGCGUCACUACACGCAGGACCCGCCAGUCACCACUACACCGACCUGGUGGCCAGCGAGGCCUGGGAGACCAUCCGUAAAGUGACGGGAAGCUUCGACGUGUUCAAGAUGCGGGAAGCCAGCGGCGGGAAGAACAUCAACUCUGAGGUGAUGAAGAAGGUUAUCCGUAACCUGCCGGAGUACUGUGACGCCUUCCUGCGUGAUCCAGGUGUCCGUAGUGCCUGGCACACCAAGCCAGACGUGGUGAUCCUGCCAGCCUUCAUGAACGAGUGUGGACUGGCACUCGUACACAAGUUUAAGGUCCCCUUCAUCUACAUCACCACCUCAGGUCUAACACCGUGGACGGCCGACCUGUUGGCCAAUCCCGAGAACCCAGCCUACGUGCCCAACCAGUACCUCAGUUAUGGUGCUAACAUGAACCUUUGGGAGAGAACCGUCAACACCCUUGUUAGAAUCAUCAGUCCCUAUCUACGCAGUCAGCUGGUGAUGAAGAGAGUGGAAGGUGUAGUACAGAGGUUCCUGGGGGACCCGACGGUGUCCCUGACGGAGGUGGAGAAGAACGUGUCCUUGGUCUUGGUCAACUCUCACUACUCCCUCGGCCACCCUCGGCCGCUCAUGCCCAACGUGGUGGAGGUCGGUGCCAUGCACUGUCGGCCCGCUCGGCCACUACAAGACGCUCAGCUGCGUCACUUCCUCGACUCGUCGACAGUACCUGUGGUGGUGUUCAGUCUGGGCUCCACCAUCCGCAGUCAACAACUGCCGCUCUGGCUCAGGCAGUCUGUGCUGGCAGCUUUUGCUCGUCUGCCAUACCGUGUCUUAUGGAAGUGGGAGGGCGCCGCCAUCCCCGACCUGCCACCCAACGUCAUCACUAGCGCCUGGCUCCCCCAACAGGACGUGCUGGGUCACGAGCGCGUGCGCGCCUUCGUCACUCACGGAGGACUGCUGUCACUGCAGGAAGCUGUGUACCACAACGUGCCGAUAGUUGGUCUGCCCCUCAUGAGUGACCAGCACCUCAACGUGCGCCAGGCAGUGACACUCGGCCUGGGUCGUCAACUGACACUGGAGACUCUCACAGAAGACAAUUUGUACGAGGCCAUCACAGCUGUUGUCGAGGACGACCAAUACCGAGGACGAGUGAAGCAAACAUCAACACUACUACGAGACCAAGAGACUCCUCCCCUCCAGCGAGCUGUGUACUGGACGGAACACGUGUUGCGUCACGGCGGCGCCCCUCACCUGCGCUCACCUGCCGCCAACAUGCCGCUACACCAGUACUUCUUACUGGACGUGGCCGCUGUCUUGGCGGUGGCGGCUGCUGUGUUGGUGCUGCUGCUGUGGUGGACGACGAGGGCUGUUACCCGAGCCCUUACCAGAGCCCUUAGGAAGGCUGCCACCUCCCUCCUCACCUUAGUCAGGUCCCACGUCAAGCUGGAGUGAACCUUACACAUCCUUGAAGAAGAAAGAUCUGAGACUCGGACCAGUACAAGCGCCAAGGCAAGCGAACGUCCGUCUGGCUACAGCAACCCCCUUCCCCCUUAUACAUAUCAACACGAGGUGAAAGAGCAACGCCUGACGCUUUUUUCUGCUUGUGCUGGCACUGACUUUAUGGCUUGACUGAAAUGGACAGCGUCGAGAAGGAAGACUCUGCCAUAACAUGUAUCUGAUGCUUGUCACUCACCCCUGAGUCACUCACUCUUAAGUCACUCACUCCUAAGUCACUCACCCCUGAGUCACUUACUCUUAAGUCACUCACUCCUAAGUCACUCAGUCCUAAGUCACUCACUUCUAAGUCACUCAUUCUUAAGCCACUCAUUCUUAAGUCACUCCUAAGUCACUCAGUCCUAAGUCACUCAGUCCUAAGUCAAUCACACCUUCAUUACUGUUACCUCUUAUUGAUCAUCUAUGUUGUCAAUCAUCUAAUAACGGUAACAUAAGCUAAGUCAAUCACAUAUUUACGCCAUCAAUCACAUAUUUACGUCACCAAUCACAUAUUUACAAACGUUCAUAUUGUCAUACCCUCAUAUUUUUAUAAUUAUAUAUAUAUAAACAUUUUACUUCAGCUCGAUAAUGUGUAUAUACAGUAUAUAUAUAA